This is a messenger RNA of Fimicolochytrium jonesii, 1193 nucleotides long. Its product is annotated as hemerythrin HHE cation binding domain-containing protein. Bases 397 to 981 code for a protein of 194 amino acids. Lineage: Eukaryota; Fungi; Chytridiomycota; Chytridiomycetes; Spizellomycetales; Powellomycetaceae. The record is from RefSeq and is a predicted model, not a curated record. The transcript has 3 exons.
CGUCCCUGCUGUGACGCAUGGCGACACAAAGAAUGUCGUUCUUUGUCGUCAGAUUCGUCACUUUGGGGGGGCUUCGUUCCACAUCGUCGGUCCGAUAAUCCAUUUCCUUAGCGACAUGUCUUUCCUGUGAACCUCGAGGGAACCCUCCCUUCACAUUUCGUCGGUUUGACGUAAUGUAGACUCACGCAUAGUUUUUCCGAUCACGCCUUUGGGCUGAGGUUGGAGACAGGGCAAGGGGAAAGCCACGCACGGGGGGGUCGGAAGGCCAAUUGGUGGAGACUGGAGAGCUCGUAUAAAACGGAACCUCGCUCUCUAUCGGGAAGGUCGAGCCACUAGAAACCAUUCCGAGCCAUACACUCAUAGCCAUUACAAUCCAAAUAACAGAAUUCAUUCACCAUGACGGGAACACACAUCGUUGAUGCUAUUCUCAAGGAUCAUAAGGAGAUCCAGGCUUACUAUGAGCAAUACCUAGCGAACACCGACAACCCCACCGAGCAAGAAAAAUGGGCCAACCAACUCCGCUGGGAAAUCGCGCGUCACUCCAUCGGCGAAGAACUCAUCGUCUACCCCGCCUACGAAAAGCACUUCCCCAACGGCAAAGCCCUCGCCGACAAAGACCGCGCCGAGCACCAGCAGGUCAAGAACGACCUCUACACCCUGCAGAGCCUGACGCCCGGCAAGGAUGCGGACUUUGACCCGUUGAUUGCGAAGAUGAUGAGGGAGUUGAGGGCGCAUAUCAAGCACGAGGAGGAGGAGGAUUUGCCCAAGUUGCGCGCGGCGUUGUCGCAGAAGGAUGCGGAGUAUAUGGGAAGGCAGUUUGAGACUACUAAGAACUUUGUUCCUACUCGCUCCCACCCUUCCGCCCCCGACAAGCCCCCGUUCGAAACCCUCGCCGGCCUGCUUGCGGCACCGCUGGACAAGCUCCGCGACGCCUUUUCAAAAUUCCCCACUACAGAGCAAGUCCAGGCUGUUGAGCCUUGAAAUUGAUAUGCAGUUUCUUGCGACAGUAUGAGGUUCACGCGUCGCUUUUUUUUUUGGGAGGGAAGAAUCGGAGGAGGGAGGUCUGAUCCCAUCUUAUAAGCGAGGAGAGAUAUGGAAGAGAUUGCUGGGCAUUUCUUUUUCACUUGUACAAAGUAUACGCAAAAAAAUCGUAUGGAGCUCGUCUGACAUGGUUGCAUAUACUGUACAGUUGA